UACAUGUACAACCACUAACGAAUACCAGUAAACGCUAUGAUACAUUUUAAUGAAUUGAUGUUACAGGUACAACCACCAGUAAUGAAGGAUGCAAAUUUUCUACCAAACGAGAAAUUAUUAUUAAUAUAAAAAAUGAUCAUCUUCCAGCUUCAAAGUAGGAACAUGAAUCAUCAUUCUACAUAGCUUGCCAGAGCUUAGGACAGCAUGCUGAUAAUAGGCUAUUUUGGAUCCAUCUUGGCUUUAGUCUUCUUCCAUUUUUUCAUCUUGUUUAUUAUAUUCUGCUCUAGAAAUAGCAACAAUGGGGUUCCAUGGAAUUGGCCUUUCUUUGGGACGAUCCCUGCAUGGUUUUUCAACCUCCACCGGAUCCCAGACCGAGCUACCGAGAUUCUAGAGAGAAGCAAAGGUACAUUCCUACACAAAGGCCUCUCUUACUGUAACAUGGACAUGUUAUUCACCUGUGAUCCCUCCAACGUACACUACAUUACCAGCACAAACUUUGGGAAUUAUUGCAAAGGCCCUGAGAACAGGGAGUUCUUUGAUAUAUUUGGAGAUAACCUUUUCAAUUUAGAUUUCGAAAAUUGGGCUCACAAGAGAAAAUACAUACAUUCCUACUUCAACCACAAGAAGUUCCACCAGUUCCUUCCCAAGAUCAUCAAUGAGACUGUGACUGCAGGGUUGAUCCCAGUUCUCGACCAGGUAUCACAGCAAGGUCUAAUGGUGGACUUGCAAAGUUUUUUCAAAAGGUUUGUGUGUGAUAUUGCUUGGAUGAUGUCUACUGGAUACAACCCCAAGAGCCUGUCAAUCGGAUUCUUUGAAGAACCGUUCCUGAAGGCGAUAGACGAUGCUUGUGAAGCGAUAUUUUUUCGACAUCUCUCGCCAAAAUACUUAUUGAGCAUGCAAAGGUGGCUAGGGAUAGGAAAAGAGAAGAAACUAAGCGACGCACGAAGAACCGUACACCAAAUUGCAGCAAAAUAUAUAUCAAUGAAGCGAGAAGACCUGAGCAAAGAAACAAAACAUGAAGAAGAAGGGUUCGAUAUGCUACGAUGUUUCCUCACAGAACAUGAGGUUGCAGGGUCACAAAGUGAGGAAUAUAUCAGAGACACUGUUCCAGGUCUUGCAUUUGCUGCCUAUGACACGUCUAGCGCAACACUCGCUUGGUUCUUUUGGCUUCUUUCCAGGAAUCCCGCCGCGGAAACUAGAAUUAGAGAAGAGCUUGACAACCAUUUUUCCACAAAGAAAGAAGAAAAUAAAAGAAUGAAAACAAUAUUCAACAAAGAGGAGUUGAAUAAGUUAGUUUAUCUCCACUCUGCUCUGUGUGAAACACUGAGGCUACAUCCACCAGCCCCUUUUACCAGAAGGAAUCCUGUUAAAGCAGACGUCCUUCCCAGUGGACAUCAUAUCACUCCAGAAACAAAGGUUUUGCUUUCAGCAUAUGCAAUGGGAAGGAUGACUUCGUUAUGGGGGGAGGAUUGUAACGAAUUCAAGCCGGAGCGAUGGAUCGAUGAGAAAGGUACAGUUAAAUAUGAGACAACUAGCAAGUUUUUCUCUUUUGGUGCAGGACCAAGGAUUUGCCCUGGGAGGGACGUAGCUUUUACUGUGAUGAAGGCUGCUUCAGCAACUAUAAUAUAUAACUACUUUGUCAAAGUAGUGGAAACCCGCCCAGUGACUUCAAAAGCCAGUAUUAUUAAUGAGAUGAAGCAUGGCUUGAGGGCUAAGGUUACAAGCAGGUGGGCUAGUUAAUUGGUGCUAUUGGGGUAAUCUAUCACUGUUGUUCGGUGAUAGAAGUUAAAUACCAUCUAAACAUCAGACACAGGGCAGAUAAUAGAUGCAUGCCGAGGAAUUGCUUAAAUGAUAUACACACAGAUAUCAGUAACAUGGUGUUUGUUUAGCUACAGAGCUAAACACAACAUUUAAUAACUUGUUGUCACAUCAAUAGUCUCGGAGUCAUAGUCUUGUGGAUUUACAGAAUGCCUUGUUACCUGAUUCCUUGCAUCA
Tripterygium wilfordii is the source of this 1995-nucleotide messenger RNA. RefSeq names its product alkane hydroxylase MAH1-like. Gene Ontology annotation, molecular function: heme binding; iron ion binding; oxidoreductase activity, acting on paired donors, with incorporation or reduction of molecular oxygen. Lineage: Eukaryota; Viridiplantae; Streptophyta; Magnoliopsida; Celastrales; Celastraceae. The record is from RefSeq and is a predicted model, not a curated record. The transcript has a single exon. Bases 205 to 1740 code for a protein of 511 amino acids.